ACGACCGCAGCUCCAACAACCACGACAGCCGCACCAACAACCACGACCGCCGCACCAACAACCACGACCACAGCUCCAACAACCACGACCGCAUUAUCAACUACCACGACCGCCGCACCAACAACCACGACCGCAGCUCCAACAACCACGACCGCAUUAUCAACUACCACGACAGCUGCACCAACAACCACGACCGCAGCUCCAACAACAACGACUGCAGCUCCAACAACCACGACCGCAGUUCCAACAACCACGACAGCCGCACCAACAACCACGACCGCAGCUCCAACAACCACAAGAGCGGCACCAACAACCACAACAGCGGCACCAACAACCACAACUGCAGCUCCAACAACCACGACCGCCGCACCAACAACCACGACCGCAGCUCCAACAACCACGACCGCAUUAUCAACUACCACGACAGCUGCACCAACAACCAUGACAGCCGCAUCAACAACCACGACAGCCGCAUCAACAACCACGACAGCUGCACCAACAACCACGACAGCUGCACCAACAACAAUGACCGCAGCUCCAACAACCACGACAGCCGCACCAACAACCACGACGGCAGCUCCAACAACCACGACCGCAGCUCCAACAACCACGACAGCCGCACCAACAACCACGACCGCCGCACCAACAACCACGACCGCAGCUCCAACAACCACGACCGCAUUAUCAACUACCACGACAGCUGCACCAACAACCACGACCGCAGCUCCAACAACAACGACUGCAGCUCCAACAACCACGACCACAGUUCCAACAACCACGACAGCCGCACCAACAACCACGACCGCAGCUCCAACAACCACUACCGCAGCUCCAACAACCACUACAGCAGCUCCAACAACCACAACUGCAGCUCCAACAACUGCAGCUCCAACAACUGCAGCUCCAACAACGACGACCGCAACUCCAACAACCACGACCGCAGCUCCAACAACCACAACAGCGGCAUCAACAAACACGACAGCGGCACCAACAACCACGACAGCGGCACCAACAACCACAACUGCAGCU
Molecule: messenger RNA, 1029 nt
Organism: Oreochromis niloticus (Nile tilapia)
Lineage: Eukaryota; Metazoa; Chordata; Actinopteri; Cichliformes; Cichlidae
Product: mucin-5AC-like
Exons: 1
Source: RefSeq, a predicted model, not a curated record